Culex pipiens pallens (northern house mosquito) is the source of this 1251-nucleotide messenger RNA. RefSeq names its product syntaxin-8. The record is from RefSeq and is a predicted model, not a curated record. Gene Ontology annotation, cellular component: SNARE complex; endomembrane system. Gene Ontology annotation, molecular function: SNAP receptor activity; SNARE binding. NCBI's taxonomy places the organism in Eukaryota, Metazoa, Arthropoda, Insecta, Diptera, Culicidae. The transcript is spliced from 3 exons. Gene Ontology annotation, biological process: intracellular protein transport; vesicle fusion. The coding region runs from base 184 to 894 and encodes 236 amino acids.
CGUCACAACAAAAGUCAAAGUGCCAAAACAAAACAUCUUCCGUUUCUUUGCUGCUGCGAAGUUCUUAUCAGUUUUACAAGAUAGAAAAUUCAAAUCGAUUACUCAUUCCCCCGAGGCCGUGACCAUUGUUUGUUUUCCAGAUACAGUGAUUUUCUGCAAAACAGAUUCCACAAAACCGUUGCGAUGGCGCUAAUUAACAUCGACGGUGAUCCUUGGCUAAGUGAUUUAGAUGCAUGCGAGCGCCUGAGCAACGAGAUUCAGUCCCAGCUGGUGGCCCGCAACCGGGAAGGGCAACUGUCGCGCCAAUAUUCGUCCAUUUCCGGACAGGUGCGCGUACGGUUGAAGCAGUUCGGAUCGGAACUAGAACAGCUUAACAAAAAGCUAAGCUACAUCUCCAGCUCGUUGACCUCGGCUGAGGCGGAACGUCGCCAGAGGCUGGUUGAGGGUUUGCAGUCAAAACUGGUCCAGCUGCAGCGGCAGUUUAGUUCCGUUGAGGCAUCGGCUGAGAGGGCCAGUCUGUUUGCUUCCGGAAGUUCGCGGCUUUUUGAUGACGACGAUGAUGAUCCGGCACUUAUUAGGCCUGAAUCGAGCUACACGGUGGCCGAUUUGCGCGCUCAACAGACACGCAUCCUGGAGGAUCAGAACGAAGGGUUAGAUGCACUUUCGAAGGUGAUUUCCCGGCAGAAGGAAUUGGCCUCGAGGAUUGGCGGAGAAGUCGAUCGACAUAAUGAUAUUCUGGAUGAUCUGGCCACCACAAUGGAAACAACGGAUGCCCGACUCGAUCGAGAAACGCGCCAGAUUGGGGUAGUUACGGUCCAAGAUUCGACCUGGGGCUACUGGACUAUUAUUGGCAUUUUGGCUGCUGCCAUCAUAAUUGUGGCAAUCCUUCCCUAGCUAAUGGUGCUGGGGUCUCUCGAAGGGGAGGCGGCGGGCGACAGAGGAGAUGGCGAUGUGAUCGAUGCUUUCGGCGGUCCAGUCAAGGCGAGAGUUUUUGCGUAAACACGACCAGGGAGAGGCAAGCAUGAAGGGUAAGUGUGGUUGAAGCCCAUUCUUUUUAAUCAAUGAUAACAAUACCUAUAUGAAAAGCUGAAAAGUUGUAUUGUGCACCCAAAUAUUACUAUUAUAAUACUUAUAACAUGGUCAAUCUCUGUAAUCUUGAAUGUUUCAUACAGCCACGUUGAUAUCAGUGUUACAAGAUGCAAUUGAUUUUCAUAUAUCAAAAAUAUAUAAACAAUAUCUUAUUAUACUAAC